Molecule: messenger RNA, 7994 nt
Organism: Siniperca chuatsi (mandarin fish)
Lineage: Eukaryota; Metazoa; Chordata; Actinopteri; Centrarchiformes; Sinipercidae
Gene: lama3
Product: laminin, alpha 3
Exons: 38
Coding region: 83-5245 (1720 amino acids)
Biological process (GO): regulation of embryonic development; regulation of cell adhesion; cell adhesion
Molecular function (GO): signaling receptor binding
Source: RefSeq, a predicted model, not a curated record
UGUCGCAUCUAAAAAGCUCCAAGGUUCACCUGGGUGGAAGGCCUUUUCACUGCUACUCACAUGGCUUUCUGAAUAGCUUAUAAUGCAGUGGAAUAUAUCUUUGCUUUGCUGUGUAGUGUGGUUGAUUUUGCUUUGCUUUGCUCCGGUUUGUCCCUCUGCUGAGAAACAUUCAAAGUGUAAGCAUCGGCAUGACAGAUACACUCAGAUCCAUCAGAAGACACACAGCACAAAAAGGUUAUGUGAUCCUUCCUUCAGCAACCAGACAGCAGGUGCUAUCACUCAGCUCUCUGUGUCUGUACAGAAGUGCAGCUCUGGCUUCUACAGAGAGCAGGCCGGACCAUACAGGGGUCAGUGUGUGCCAUGUAGCUGCAAUGGACUCUCUAAUGAGUGUGAUGAGCAUACAGGGAACUGUGUGAACUGUCAGUUCAACACCACCGGGGACCGCUGUGAGCGGUGUGAAGAGGGUUACUAUGGAAACGCAGCCAACAGGACCUGCCGUGCCUGUCCAUGCCCGUUUACAUGGAAUAAUUUUGCGUUGGCCUGUCUGGACAUCGGCUCAGGAGUGGUUGAAUGCUUGUGUAAACGCAAUUACAGUGGAUCCAGAUGUGAGAGAUGUGCAUUUGGUUUCUACGGCAAUCCAAUGAUGCAUGGAGGCAGCUGCAAGCCCUGCAAUUGUAAAGACGGCACCUCGAAUAUUUGUGAUUCUCUGACUGGAGAGUGCAUCACAUCUGGUGACAGCAGCUGUGGUGAUGACUGCCAUGAAUGUGACGGCUGCGCUGUCACCUUACUGGUGGACUUGGAAAGGAUGGAUGAUGCUCUGGCUCAGCUGAAGCAGCAGCUGCAGAGCGUCACUAAUGGCGCUGGUUCACUCUCCAGGCUGAACCACCUGGAGGCUAACAUCUCUGAAAGCAAGAUUCUGUUUGGCAGGUACAACACUGCUGUGAGACGCCUGGAUCCAAAGGUUGAACAGCUGGAAGCACAUGUGGAUGUUGUCGGAGAUGGCUGGAGUCAACUGAUUGACGAGACACUUGCAACUGUAUCAGAUUUGGAGACGAUCUUGCAGAAUGUGAAUGGAACAAAGUUAAAGGCAGAGGAUCUCCUCUCUGAAACUGAAGCUCUCAUCACAGCAAUACAAGAUUUGAUAAAGCAGCUAACUGAGGUGAAACCUGGAGAGUCAGUCACUACUCUGUCUGAAAACAACAAAGCCAGAGGGAUGGACGAGGCUCAGCGCAUCGUGCAGGAAAUGAGAGAGAGAGGCUGCACUGCUCAGAGAGACAACACUGGCAGAGAGCAGGAGGAGGCACACAAAUUGUUGGACAUUAUCAGGAACAACAUGGCAGUUGCUGUCGAAACCAACCAGGCUGUAUUAAAUCAGACUGCAGACUCUCUGAUGGCCUCAGACUCUUCUCUGAGGGAAGUGGCUGAGCUGCCAGACGCAGAGGAUAGAGUCAACAGGACACAGGGCCUAUACCUGAAGAGUCGUACUAUGCUACAACAUCUGGAGCACCUUCACACUCAGCUGGAGAGAGAACAAAGUGCGCUCCUUCCUGUGACUGAAAUGACUAAAGAUCUGCUAAAGAAUAUUACCAACAUCUGUUUAAUGCUUGAGGAAGUUAAAAAAGAAUUCGAGAAUCCUGCAGCUCAGCUGGAUUAUGCCAAGCUGGAAUUUAUUAAGUUAAACAACAUCUUCCAAAUCGUGGCAAAGGUGGAUAUCGUAACCAAGGCCGAGGAGCAUGCAGAGGAGCUCGACAGAGUGGCAGCAGAAUUUCAACAAGUGCUUCAUAAUGCUACCAACAGUACUGAACUGCUCAGUGUCCUGGGUAUAGGAGCUUAUUACAGCAUCAUAAAUGGCAUAGAAAAGGCAGAGAUGGCAGCAAAUCAGUCCAGAGUAGCUGCUGAUCAGGCUUUAAUGGAUGUGGAGGAGAGAGGCCUGGUCAACAGGGCUGAAGGACUCAAAGAUAAUUUGACUUGUUUAUGGACAGACGGCAACAAGACGCAGAGUGACCUUGAAAUGCUGUCACAUACAGUGAACACCCACAAAGAUCGUGUGAAUAAGCAAAAGGCAAAAGGAGAAUCACUGAGAAUGGGCAUCUCAACCGUCAGCGAUGACAUCAAAAAGAUCAAAAGAGAUGACACAGAAGUCCUGAUAGAGUCUGCAAAAACAGCUGCCUCAGCGUCUAACUCCACAGUCAGUGACAUAACAGAGAGACUGAGGAAUAUCAGCCAGGAAGUGGAGAGGAUAACUUUAACCAAUGUCAGUGUGAACAUAGAUGAUAUGUUGACUGAUGCAGACCAGGCAUUGGAGAACUUGAACACAUCCCUACCUGCAUUGAAAGACAAAAUCACACAAGUUGAGGCUCUCAGUGGGAACGCGCUGCCUUGUGCCAACAUGACAGAAAGCAUCAGGAGAAUCAAGGAUGUGAUAGAGGAGACAAGAAACUUUGUCAAUAGGCUUUCAAUUGCCACCACUUUCAACGGAAAGAGUCACGUUGAGCUUCAUCCUCCGAGAAACCUCGAAGACAUAAAAGCAUUUACAGCUGUCGAUUUGCUUCUCAAUCGCUUCCAAAACAGUCCCUCCAAAGCUGACUACAGACGAAUGCGACGGCAGGACAAACACAAAGAUGACAGCUUCUUUGUUCUCUACCUGGGCGACAAGGAGGCUUCUGGAGACUACAUUGGGAUGGCUAUCAGAAGCAAUGUGUUGAUUUGUGUCUACAAGUUGGGUGGAGUUGUCCACGAGGUGGAAACCAGCCAAAUAACAACAACUACCAAUUUGAACUCCUCAGACUUUGACAGGGUUAUCUUCCAUAGGUACUCCAUACAGAAGUUAAGAAAAGUUUACCAAGAUGCUGAAGUCAACAUCACGCAGAACUUCACAUCACAGAAGCCCGUCAGCCUCUCUCCUAAACGUAACCUUCCAAACACGAUGACCGGCAUCCUCGAGCUAGACCCAAACAAUGUUGUUUUCUACGUGGGUGGUUAUCCCGAGGACUUCACGCCUCCAGUGGAGCUGCAUUACCCCAAGUACAGAGGAGUAAUGAAACUCUCUUACAUAAAUGACAAUCCUGUUUGUCUGUUCAACUACAAACGUGCAGUCAACAUGGAUGCAAAGCAGUCGACUGUGAAGAUUCCCCAGUCAGAGGUGUCUGAUUAUUAUGAGGGAACAGGUUACCGCAUGGCGUUUAUAAAGGAGCCGGACAAGAUAAAGAGAAGACUGUUCAAAUUUCACAUAAACAGCCGGGAGACAAACGCCUUGCUAUUCUACAUUGGAAAUAAAGAGUCUUUUUUCUGUGUGUUUGUGGAGAGAGGCAUCCUGGUGCUUCAAGCAGAGGAAGCAGGUCGAGAGCUCAGAGUUCAGAGUGCUGAAAAAGUCUCUCUAUUUGACAAACACUUUGCAAUCGCUAUUGCAGACACGUUUAUUGUGCACUAUGGACCAAAGCAGAUCUCCACAGAUCACAAUCAAACAAACUACAUGAGGUAUUACAUCGGGGGUCUACCAGCACAGCUCAGACAGAGACACAACAUCACAGCUCCACCGCUGAGAGGAUGUGUGGAUCACCUGACAGUAGACGCUGAGAUCGUUAAGUACAACAGGACGAUUGGUGUCAGCGAUGGAUGUCCAGUCUCAUUACUGGGCGUUCGUUCAGCUACGUUGGAUUCAGCUCUGUCUGUUGAUUCCCUGCUUGUCGGGGGUGAACAGACACUCAGAGUGUGUCUGGGCUUCAGGAGCACAGACAGACACGGUACUCUUAUCAGGAGCAGCUCUCAGGGCUCCACCUCUGUCCAUGACCUCCAGCUGUCCCUGGCCGAUGGCUAUGCAGUAUUUAAUAGUGAUAAUUAUACCUUGACAUCAGAUAAAAGGUAUAGUGAUGGAAGCUGGCACUACUUGUCUGCAGUAAGGAGGCCAACAGGGUUGGAGCUCAGCAUUGAUAAUGUAAAAGUGAUUCAGGGACUGUCACCCCAUAUCAGGCCAGUGGAUCGAAAUUUGCAAGGAGGGAAAUUCACAGGCUGCAUCACCAACCUUUAUACAAGCAGGUCUGAGCAGAGCUUUAUACCUGCUGAUCUAAGCUCAUUUUCACUAACGGGAGAUGCAGUCUUUGGCCUUUGCAGUCUCCCACCACACACCAAGCUUUUACCAGGGCCCCAGAAACACACACCUGCUCCAGCAGGCAGCCAAUGUAGACACUGGCGAGCACACCGUGGUGAAUACCAGCUCUCUGAGGGACACAGCUGGCUCAGUUACACCCUGCCACAACAGGACCUUAAUCACAGGCCUCACUUCUCUCUUGACAUCAAGACCAAGUCGUCCAAAGGGCUGAUCCUCCAUGUAGCAGGGAGAGGAGUCGUCCCCCUGCUGGCUCUCUACAUGGCCAAUGGCAAGAUCAAGAUGUCACUUGGGGAAAACAGAAUCAUCCAGCACAAGCAGAAGAGCAACGACGGGAACUGGCACAGAGUUGAGUUCAGCGUGGAGAAAAGCACUUUUCAUCUGCUGGUUGAUGGGAUCCGUGUGACUGAUGGACAUCUGCCUAACAAUGAGGGAUCAUCUUUAGACCUGCACAACCCUGCGUAUCUGGGAGGUGAUCUGAUAAGCAAAACCACAAAAGGACACAACGUCCCCAUGAACAGUGUUAUUGGUUGUAUACGAAAUUUCAAAAUGAAUGAGGAAGUUAUUGGGGAACCUGAGGCAAGCCACAAAACUUUACCCUGCUUCCAUGGGCUCACAGAGAUGGGGACAUACUUUGGUGGCGGUCACGUCAUCUUAGAUAAUUAUUUCACCGUUGGCUCCCAGUUUGUGUUGGCCUUUGAGUUGCUUCCUCAACACCUGACAGGUCUUCUCUUCCAUGUUCGAAGUCACAAGACCAGCCUUAACGUGUUCUUAAUGGAAAACAAGGUGGGUGUCAAAGUGAAUGAUGGUAGCGGUGCUGUCAGUGUCUCAGUGACUCCUCGUGAAAGCCUCUGUGAUGGAAAAUUUCACGUGGUCACAGUGUCCAAACAACAUGAAGUUAUCAAACUAGUGGUGGACUCCAUGUCUGAGCAGAAAGCCGUCCCCUUCGCAUCCACCUCGUACUCAACAACACUGGAUACACUUUACAUUGGAGGGACAACAAAGCAAAACCGGGUCCCCGUGUCCUCACCAUUUGUGGGCUGCCUGCGAAAUGUGAUUCUUAAUGGAAGGCCUGUUGCAUUUGAGACAGCAUCAAGGAUGGUUGGCCCUGUGAGCAUCAAUAGAUGCCCUGCAUACUAAGGACAUGUAAUUAAUGGGUGACACACCAACUUCUUUAACCCCACAGACCCUUUGGCAUCAUUACAAAGUCAUAUUGUGCAGACAGGCUUUGUUAAAAACCCACAGAGCUUAAUUUGAAAUUCUGUUUGCUAACCCCAGCCCCCCUUAGGUACUGUUGCUAUGCCUGUCAAGCUUUCCAUUUCGCACAUAUGCAGUUUACACUGAUAAUGGGGACAGAUUUACCACUCAAAGUAACUAAGCCUUAGUCAAGCUAAACGGACGGGUCCUGAUUUCAGACAGAGGUUGACAAAAACAGGCUUCUCAUUUCUAGCCGGCGACCGUUGAAUUUGUGAGCUGAAAUGACAUCUAUCGCUAGCAGAUUUAAUCAAGAGUAGCUAGCCAGCUAAUUAAGCUAAUCCUUCAUGAGUUGGUUGAAAACACUGUCUUCGGUUGACUUUUUAAUAUUUCAAGAUGACUCGUUUUAAAAUGACAAUCUUGUAAAGGGAUCUUAAAUAUGCACUUGAUGGCCACAUACAUGAUAUCAUUUUAAAGGACUGAGGCUAGAGCUACACAUUCCAGUAAAAAAGUCAGCAUCCUCACCAGUUGAUGAAGAAAACACAGAAAUAAAAAAACUGAAUUGUUCUUGUAUUGCUGCAUAGAGCUAGUUAGUCCUAGUAUUAUACUGUAGGUAUGAUAAGGAACAAUGUAAGAUCAGACUGUUAUUUCAUUUUAACAUGACCCAGGUCAGCUGGUUAGCUUACAUACUUUGCUACUAACACUGUCCAUAGUAAAAAUGAAUUGAAAAAAAUCAUAGUACAGACAGUAAAUAAGAUUUUUGAUCAAUGUGUUAAUAAUGUACAUAUCAUACUGGAUGCCACUAAAAACAUAUUUUAGCCUAAGGCAGAAUUUUUAUUUUGCAGUUGUCUGAUAAAUUUUUAAUUUUUAAUUUAACUGGGAUCUGUGGGUUCUUAAAAAUAAAUCCACUUUAACAUCAUGAGUGUCGCAUUUGGAUAUUAUUUAAUCUCACAUGAUGUGUUUCAUUCUGCAAUGUUUUUGCAGAAAACAACAUGAAAAUAAAGUUUUCUGUGAUCAACGACAUAAAUGACAGUACUCUGGUAAUCUAGACAAAACAUAGUGUGCACCCCCAUCUACUGCUAAGGCACCUUGAAAGAAAUUCUAAAAUAUAUGCAAAAAUGAUUUGACCCAGGUCUCACAAAAAAACACUUUCAAAGCUGCCGUAAUUACUUAUUCAAGGCUGCCUAUCAUGUAUCAUUUCCUCCUACCAAUGUGUCUGGCACACAUUGAACAGGAGUACAACACUAUGUUUAUUUUUCUUUUCAGGUAGGUUUAUUUUUGCUUCCACCUUUAUUCAUACCAAACAACAAGGCUCUUGUCUUUUAGAGACACGGUAGCCUUCAGUAUGUUCUUAACCACACCACAUAGUGCCACCAAACCAAGUUAUAUGACUUCACAGACUCUGUAAUGUUGUACACAGCCCUUUGUUUCAAUUUUAAUGGUGAAAAAACUAAAAUUAAUUUUCAGUUGUUCCAUAACAAAAGACACAGCAUAUCAGAUAUUAUGGGCUAAGGAUGAUAAGUCAUGUGAUACAUAACUUCUAAAAAGCUUAGACAGAUGUUUAAAAGCUAUAUAUAGAAUCCAAAUGUUGCCAGUUUUUGUUUCAUUAAUUAUGAUGGGCCUUGAUGCAUACAUGCUGUAUUUCCUUGGAAUUACUCCACACAAAGUAAAAAAAAAAAUUUAUUUAAAUAUCAGUAACUUUCAGGUCAUGUGACCUUUUCGAUCUUUCGCAGAUCUUUUGGUGGGUUGUAUGAUACAUGGAUUCAAAAUUUCCAAAAAAUUAUUUUUAAAACACCAUAUAAACAUAUAACAUAAAGGUAUUGUGGCUUUCGACCCCCAAGUAACUUUGUUUUAUGAGCACAAUAUUAAGCACAAUAUUAGAUGGAGAGCUGCAGUUACUCUUCACUGCUAUAACACAGCAACACACUGCAUACACAAGCACACACAUCUACCCCACACUGUCAUCCUUAUGGCCCCUGUUAUUCUACUUUUGACCAUGAGAUGGAGUGCCUAACCUGAUGUAAUGUGUUCAGUUAGUUCCACUCUGCUCUCAGAGAAGUUCUCGCCGUAUGUGGUGGUGAAGGUGGCUCGUAUCUCUGGUAUGGCUACAAUGCUGCCUUUAUGUGUCAGCUGACAGUUUCCCUGUAUAAAUUACAGUCACCUCUCCCUCAUCUUUCCCUCAUCAGUCAUAUCAGUACCUCAUCAAAAAGCAGCACACCAUUUGUGAUGUGUGUUAUCUCCGCUUGCUCUAAUGUCAUCACACAGUUCACACAAAUGCCUAGCAGGUGAGUUGGAGACUAUGGAAAGCCAUUUGCACAGGUAAUGUCUUAGAGAUUUCUUGUUUAGACUACAUUAAAAUGCAUUUUGUAGUAUUAACAUGAAAUAUUUCUACACGUUAACACCACAAAAAUGUACGCCUUAACGUGGCUUUUCUGAUUGUGGCCAAUAAGUUACCCAGGUUCCUGUAUGUAUGUAAGUGUGUAGACGCCCACAUCAGUAAUCAAUGCACAACGUGCUCCCUUGCGUUGUUGUUUGACAUCAUUAAUGCCCCCCUCCUCAUGAAUAUGUACGAGCGCCGUCAUUCAGGAUCCCUCAUUGGCCACAACCAGAAAAGCCACAUUAAGGCAUCAGUUUUUGUUGUGUUAACGUGUAGAAAUAUUUCGUGUUAAUACUACAAAACCCCACGUGUUAUCAU